Molecule: messenger RNA, 1662 nt
Organism: Candidozyma auris
Lineage: Eukaryota; Fungi; Ascomycota; Pichiomycetes; Serinales; Metschnikowiaceae
Product: sugar porter family MFS transporter
Exons: 1
Coding region: 1-1662 (553 amino acids)
Biological process (GO): transmembrane transport; carbohydrate transport
Cellular component (GO): plasma membrane
Molecular function (GO): carbohydrate:proton symporter activity
Source: RefSeq, a predicted model, not a curated record
AUGUCUAAAGAAGACAACUCCUCGGGUGUCCAAACACCCACCAACGACUCACUCAUGGAAAAACCCAUUGAGGAAGUCAAAAAGCAGGACUCUGAAGAAGAGCUUCCUGAGUUGCCCAAGAAAUCCGCCAUGGAAUAUCUCAUGGUUGGUCUCUUGUGUUUCCUUGUUGCAUUUGGUGGUUUCGUUUUCGGUUUCGAUACAGGUACCAUUUCCGGUUUCGUCAACAUGGAAGAUUUCAAGCAAAGAUUUGGCCAGCUCAACGGUUCGGGCGAGUACUAUCUUAGUGACGUCAGAGUCGGUUUGAUGGUUUCCAUUUUCAACGUUGGUUGUGCCAUUGGCGGUAUCAUUCUCUGUAAAAUGGGCGACCAAUGGGGAAGAAGAAUUGGUAUCAUGGUGGCCAUGGUGGUUUACAUCAUCGGUAUUAUCGUGCAAAUCUCAUCCCUGGACAAGUGGUACCAGUACUUUGUCGGCCGUUUCAUCACGGGUUUGGCUGUGGGUACCGUUUCUGUGAUUUGUCCACUUUUCAUUUCCGAAGUAUCUCCCAAGCAAAUUAGAGGUACUUUGGUGUGCUGCUUCCAGCUUUGUAUUACCCUCGGUAUCUUUUUGGGUUACUGCACAACUUACGGUACCAAAGAAUCGUACACUGACUCCAGAACAUGGAGAAUCCCCUUGGGUCUUUGUUUUGCCUGGGCCAUCUUGUUGCUUGUGGGUAUGGUGUGCAUGCCUGAGUCUCCAAGAUACUUGAUUGAGAAGCACAAGAUUGAAGACGCCAAACACUCCAUUGCCAGGUCCAACAAGGUUGCCGUUGAAGACCCAGCUGUUUACACGGAAGUGCAGCUUAUUCAGGCUGGUAUUGAGCGUGAAGCUUUGGCCGGUAACGCUUCAUGGAAGGAAUUGAUCACCGGUAAGCCAAAGAUUCUUAGAAGAGUGAUUAUGGGUAUCAUGCUUCAGUCCUUGCAGCAGUUGACCGGUGACAACUACUUCUUCUACUACGGUACCACCAUUUUCAAGGCUGUGGGUUUGAAAGACUCUUUCCAGACCUCCAUCAUUCUCGGUGUCGUUAACUUUGCCUCAACCUUCUUGAACAUCUACCUCAUUGAGCGUUUGGGCAGAAGAAUCUGUCUUUUGGCCGGUUCCGCCGCCAUGUUUGUGUGUUUUGUUGUGUACUCCGUUCUCGGUACCACCAACUUGUACAUCGACGGCUACGACAACACCGAAGAAAACACCAGAAAGCCAACGGGUAACGCCAUGAUUUUCAUCACCUGUUUGUACAUUUGCGCCUUCGCUUCCACCUGGGCCGGAGGCUGUUACUGCAUCAUCUCUGAGACUUACCCAUUGAGAAUCAGAGCUAAGGCCAUGUCUGUGGCCACUGCCGCCAACUGGAUGUGGGGAUUUUUGAUUUCCUUCUUCACUCCUUUUAUCACGUCGGCCAUCCACUUCUAUUACGGUUUUGUGUUCACCGGGUGCUUGCUCUUCUCGUUCUUCUAUGUGUACUUCUUUGUCUAUGAGACGAAGGGCCUCUCCUUGGAAGAAGUUGACGAGAUGUACGCCCUGGGUGUUUCCGCCUGGAAGUCGGCCGACUGGGUCCCUCCUUCGACCGCCCACAUGGCCCACUCGACGGGAUUUGCUGCUGACCAGAAGCCUGGUGACGAGCAGGUCUAA